Molecule: messenger RNA, 2001 nt
Organism: Phasianus colchicus (ring-necked pheasant)
Lineage: Eukaryota; Metazoa; Chordata; Aves; Galliformes; Phasianidae
Source: RefSeq, a predicted model, not a curated record
UCUCCGCUCCUCGGCUUAUGGACGGCGGCAGCGGCAGCAGCAGCAGCGCUAGCGAGCGAGCGAGCGAGCAACCUGCAGCAGGACCGCGCGGAGGAGCGGGAGCCCGCUAUGCUUUGGCCUCAGUACUUUUCCUUAGCCCGUCUGGCUAAGCAGGGCCACCGCUGCCGCUGCUAGACACACAACACACACCAACAUCAGGAGGGGGAAAAGUAAGGGAGAGAAAGAAAAAAAAAAAAAAAAGCCAGGAAGAUGGCGCCCACCAAGCCAAGCUUUCAGCAGGAUCCUUCCAGGCGAGAACGUUUACAAGCUUUGAGGAAGGAAAAGUCCCGAGAUGCUGCUCGCUCUCGCCGGGGAAAGGAGAAUUUUGAAUUCUAUGAGUUGGCAAAGUUGUUGCCGCUGCCUGCAGCCAUUACCAGCCAGCUUGACAAGGCAUCCAUCAUUCGACUUACAAUUAGCUAUCUGAAAAUGAGGGACUUUGCUAAUCAAGGCGAUCCUCCAUGGAACUUGAGAAUGGAAGGACCUCCACCUAAUACAUCAGUAAAAGUUAUAGGUGCCCAACGCAGGAGAAGUCCCAGUGCCCUUGCCAUUGAAGUAUUUGAAUCUCAUUUGGGAAGUCAUAUUUUACAGGUAAAAAAAACAAAAAAACAAAAAAACAAAAAAAAGCUUUUCCAUGACAAAGUCAAAAUUGCUAGUCAAUCCUAUUUCUGCCAAUAAUUUGAAAACUGUUGGUGUCAGUAUUUAUUAAAAGUCAUAUUUCUUUCUUCUUAGAAAAGCCCAUGCUUGGGACAGUUUUAAGGAGAGGGAGGACAUGUAUUGUGUAGAUAAAUGUUUUGUUAUUUUCAACUGUGCAGUACGUGUCUGCUUGCAGAAUGACUCUAUGUGUUUGUGUGUGUGCAUAAAGCAGUAUUUUGUGUUGUUGAUUUCAUUUUCCUUAUGUGUCAUGUACAAAUUUAGGGUGUUUUUCCCCCACUUUGGUUUAUGAACACUGCUUUCCUCUUUGAUAUCACAUUUGUCAUGAUUAUAUAUCACAAAUCUGCAGCAAUCUGUAAAGAGGAAAAAUGAACAGCAGCAUGCCUCUUUGGUUUCCUCAGCUAUGAGAUAAAAACUAAUGAGAUAUUUGUCAAAGAAUUUAGUCACACUGUUCAAGUAACUAUAUUCCGGGAGGAUUACUCUGAAGAAAAAAAAAAAAAAAAAAAACCAGUAACCUGAUGGAGAUGUUCUUGUGCAUGUUUUGUUUUGUCAGGAUUAGUACAACCCUUCUUACUUUGCAAUAAUGAAAAGUGGAGCAGAAGCAGUUAAGAAUGUGAAGUGUUCUGUCAGCAAGGCAAAAACACAGCACUAUGGAAAUUAAAAAAACACCCUUUACAUGUAGCCUUUUCUAACUACAGCAUUGAAUAACUGCACUUAUUUAGGAAUGUACACAGCUUCUCUAUGCAAAUAUAUUGCUUGUUGUAUUAUCUUUUGAGAGGUAAAUUAGGAUAUUAUCAUGAGAAAUAUUCCACUUAAUUUGAAAUGAUUGAGAGCUAUCUCUCUAUGUUACUUCAGCUGUGGCAUUCAAAAGCACUGCAGAAUAUGUCAGAUUUUUUACAUCUUUUUAAAGUAACUAAAUGCUGAAUGGCAACAAAGAUAAUUUUAGGAAAACAUGAAAUUAACUACUAGAAUGAAUUUAUCUUUGGAACAAAAAUCAUGAAUGAAGUUAUUUUCUUACUUGUACAUCCUUGGCAGAGACAUAGUUCAAGUUUUUAUUCUGUAACAAAUAUUUGUAUUAUAGAUAUGGUAGCAAAGGUAUAUGCACCAGUAUCUGGAGCAUUGUUUGAAUAUUAGACAGAAGUGCUGUCUCAUAAACAGGAAAAAAAAAGAAUAAAUAAAUGUGGGUUUCAUGAUAUUCCAAUUUAUGUCAUUUGUGUUUUGAGUAUGUGGACAGGCACUAUAUAUCCUAGAUGUAUGCUUAUUACAGUAUAAAUUAUAACAUCUAGAUAAACUCUCAUUGAGACUGAUUUA